Molecule: messenger RNA, 3327 nt
Organism: Glycine soja
Lineage: Eukaryota; Viridiplantae; Streptophyta; Magnoliopsida; Fabales; Fabaceae
Product: coatomer subunit beta-1-like
Exons: 4
Coding region: 104-2956 (950 amino acids)
Biological process (GO): intracellular protein transport; intra-Golgi vesicle-mediated transport; endoplasmic reticulum to Golgi vesicle-mediated transport
Cellular component (GO): COPI vesicle coat; cytoplasm
Molecular function (GO): structural molecule activity
Source: RefSeq, a predicted model, not a curated record
GAAAUUCAGCAAGGAUAUUGUUUUGGUGUUCUACUCAGAUCCCAGAGAUCUGCUUCUGCUUGUGUGUGAUUCAGAAUUGGCAAGAUCAGAUCUGGUCUCAGAGAUGGAGAAGUCGUGCACUCUGGUGGUCCACUUCGACAAGGGCACGCCGGCGCUGGCCAAUGAGAUCAAGGAGGCCCUGGAAGGAAACGACGUCGCUGCGAAGAUCGACGCGCUCAAGAAGGCCAUCAUGAUCCUCCUGAACGGCGAGACCAUUCCGCAGCUCUUCAUCACCAUUAUCCGCUACGUGCUCCCCUCCGAGGACCACACCAUCCAGAAGCUCCUCCUCCUCUAUCUCGAGAUCAUCGACAAGACCGAUUCGCGCGGCAAGGUCCUCCCUGAGAUGAUCCUCAUCUGCCAGAACCUCCGUAACAACCUCCAGCACCCCAACGAGUACAUCCGCGGCGUCACUCUCCGUUUCCUCUGCCGCCUCAACGAGUCCGAGAUCAUCGAGCCUCUCAUUCCCUCCAUUCUCGCCAACCUCGAACACCGCCACCCCUUCGUUCGCCGCAACGCCGUCCUCGCCGUCAUGUCCGUCUACAAGCUCCCCCAGGGUGAGCAGCUCCUCGACAGCGCGCCGGAGAUCGUGGACAAGUUCUUGUCCACCGAGCAGGAUCCUUCUAGUAAGCGCAAUGCCUUUCUUAUGCUCUUUUCUUGCGCGCAGGAUCGCGCCAUCAAUUAUCUGUUUACGAAUAUCGAUAGAAUUAUUGACUGGGGUGAACAGCUUCAGAUGGUGGUGUUGGAGCUGAUUAGGAAGGUUUGUAGGAGCAAUAAGGGGGAGAAGGGGAAGUACAUUAAGAUCAUUAUAUCCCUUUUGAAUGCUCCUUCCACUGCUGUUAUUUAUGAAUGUGCUAGCACCCUUGUGUCACUCUCUUCUGCACCCACUGCCAUUAGGGCUGCUGCUAGUACUUACUGUCAGCUUUUACUUUCUCAGAGUGAUAACAAUGUUAAACUCAUUGUGCUUGAUCGUUUGAAUGAGCUCAAGACUUCCAGUAGGGAAAUCAUGGUGGAGAUGGUCAUGGAUGUCCUUCGGGCACUUUCCACUCCCAAUCAUGAUAUUAGGCGGAAGACUCUUGAUAUUGCUCUCGAGCUCAUAACUCCCAGGAACAUUGAUGAGGUUGUUAUGAUGCUCAAGAAAGAGGUUGUCAAAACUCAGAGUGGGGAGCAUGAGAAGAAUGGGGAGUACAGGCAGAUGCUGGUGCAGGCUAUUCAUACUUGUGCCAUUAAGUUCCCGGAGGUGGCUAGCACUGUCGUGCAUCUGUUGAUGGACUUCUUGGGGGAUACCAAUGUGGCUUCUGCCAUGGAUGUGGUUGUUUUUGUGCGCGAGAUCAUCGAGACCAACCCCAAGUUGCGGAUUUCUAUCAUCACCAGGCUUUUGGAUACUUUCUACCAAAUCCGUGCUGCGAGGGUGUGCUCAUGUGCGCUCUGGAUAAUUGGUGAGUAUUGCCUGUCACUUUCGGAGGUUGAGAGUGGCAUUGCAACCAUUAAGCAGUGUCUUGGUGACCUCCCGUUUUAUACUGUUACUGAGGAAGGAGACGGUCAGGAGGCAUCGAAACCCAUACAGCAGGUGAACUCAACCACUGUGUCUUCUAGGAGGCCUGCUAUUCUUGCAGAUGGGACCUAUGCCACCCAGAGUGCUGCUCUGGAAACUGCCAUGUCACCACCCACCCUUGUACAGGGUUCUCUGUCCUCAAUUGGGAACUUGAGAUCACUCAUUCUUUCAGGUGAUUUCUUUCUUGGGGCUGUAGUUGCAUGUACACUGACAAAACUUGUGUUAAGGUUGGAAGAGGUUCAGACUUCAAAAGCCGAAGUUAACAAGGCAACUACACAGGCCUUGUUGAUCAUUGUUUCAAUGCUGCAGCUGGGUCAAUCUUCAAUUCUUCCACAUCCAAUUGAUAAUGAUUCUUAUGACAGGAUUGUCCUCUGCAUUAGAUUGUUGUGCAAUACUGGUGAUGAAAUAAGGAAGAUAUGGCUGCAAUCUUGCAGACAGAGCUUUGUGAAAAUGCUUGCAGAUAAGCAGCGUCGUGAGACUGAGGAGAUUAAAGCUAAGGCUCAAAUUUCUAAUGCACAGCCUGAUGAUCUUAUUGAUUUUUACCAUCUGAAGAGCAGGAAGGGUAUGAGCCAACUUGAGCUGGAAGAUGAGGUUCAAGACGAUCUCAAACGUGCUACUGGGGAGUUUACAAAGGAUGCAGAUGAUGCAAAUAAGCUCAAUCGCAUUCUUCAGCUCACUGGAUUCAGUGAUCCUGUUUAUGCUGAAGCAUAUGUCACAGUGCAUCACUAUGACAUUGUCCUUGAUGUUACUGUCAUCAACCGAACCAAGGAAACUCUUCAGAAUUUAUGUUUGGAGUUAGCAACCAUGGGUGAUCUCAAACUUGUUGAGCGUCCACAAAACUAUACGCUUGCUCCAGAAUCAAGCAAACAAAUUAAAGCCAACAUUAAGGUUUCAUCAACUGAAACAGGAGUUAUAUUUGGUAACAUAGUCUAUGAGACAUCUUCUAAUGUUCUUGAGAGAACAGUUAUUGUUCUAAAUGAUAUCCAUAUUGACAUCAUGGACUACAUUUCUCCUGCAUCUUGUGCCGAUGUGGCAUUCAGAACUAUGUGGGCUGAGUUUGAGUGGGAAAACAAGGUUGCCGUAAAUACAGUAUUACAAGAUGAGAGGGACUUCCUGAACCACAUUAUCAAGUCUACAAAUAUGAAGUGCCUGACUCCACCAUCGGCAUUGGAAGGGGAUUGUGGAUUCCUUGCUGCAAACCUUUAUGCUAAGAGUGUUUUUGGGGAAGAUGCUUUGGUGAAUGUGAGCAUUGAAAAGCAAUCAGAUGGUAAGUUGAGUGGAUACAUCAGAAUAAGAAGUAAAACUCAGGGAAUUGCCCUCAGUCUUGGGGAUAAGAUAACUUUGAAACAGAAGGGAGCCGCUUAAUAGGAGUAAAUGCCCGUUUUCUCUGAUGUUUCUUCGCUUAUAUCAACUUUGUGUAGCUUCUUGUGGCGGCUAACUUCAAGCUUGGUUAUUGCUUCAAAUUCUGCGGCUUUUGGUGGCAGCCCGCUUGUUAGUAUUAAUUUUUUUUUCCCUUUUGAAUUUCCAAUUUUGUCUGUAUUCUUUCCUUGGAUAUUGCUUAAGAAAAAUCCUUAUUAGUUAUUACCCAUCUUUUAUUUUUCUACACAUGGGGAGGGACACCGUCUAUUGAUAUGAGAAUCAAUCUAGUGACUAUUUGUUCUGGUUGGCCUUGCAUACAUAUGUUCGCGUGUCUUAGGAUAAUAAUCAUUAAUGAUAAAUGGUAGUUGUCACGUGAA